Messenger RNA from Etheostoma spectabile (orangethroat darter), 6294 nucleotides. RefSeq names its product tudor domain containing 15 (gene tdrd15). Lineage: Eukaryota; Metazoa; Chordata; Actinopteri; Perciformes; Percidae. Bases 151 to 5943 code for a protein of 1930 amino acids. The transcript has 5 exons. The record is from RefSeq and is a predicted model, not a curated record.
CUCACGUUGACGUCGACACGUGUAUUUCUUCAACUAUCUAUGGCAGUUAGCACGCAGCAUCCUGAGUAACGUCGUUAAACCGAGAGGUGGCAGACACAAGGCUGCACAAGUGGUUCUGCUUAAGAUGUGACCGUCACUAAUGCUGCAGCCAUGCAAUCAGAACAUCAAAAGUCUAGUCCAUCUGCGCCAUGUGCCCUUUGGCCAGUGGACCUCAAGUUAACUCACUUGGACUGGAACCCUGAAGCAACCCUGAUACACUUCCAGGGACAGUACAUAUCCAUAUGUGAACUUGACUACAACAUCUUGCAAGGGGAAAUUCAAAACAUACCAAAGACCAAAGCUGCAGUGGAUAUCGGAGAGUUUUGCCUCGUGGAAGAUUUGACUUCAGGCCGCUGGUAUAGAGGAAGAGUUCAAAAAAGAAAAGAAGACUUGUUUGAUGUUUUCCUCAUCGAUCACGGCAACGUCUUGAGUGUCGACAUCAUCCACAUAUCUUCCUGUUCAAACGAUCUGUUCAUCCUUCCUCCCAAGAUAGUUUGUGGCUUUCUUUCAAAUGUACUACUGCUUCACGGUUGUUCUCAUUCUGUAGUGGAUGCGUACUUUUCAAACCUGAUUGGAAGAAAUGUCACAGGUUACAUCCAAGCCUUCCUGCCUCACAAAGUGCUCUUAUUGGAAGCCCCUGACAUUAACGUUGACCUUGUUAGACAUGGGUUUGGAAGACACAUGGACAAAGAUACUUUCAUCCUCUUGGUCGAGAUGCUCACAGAAGUGCCGAUCAAACAAAACAAGGAGCCAGUUCCUGACUUACUCAUUGAAAAGCCAAGUGGACAAGAAGUUUUCUUCAACCAGUCUGGUUUGCAGGGAUAUGACAUACUGUCUUUCUGUGGACCUAGGUUGAGUUGUGGGACACGUGCUAAAGUGCGUGUGACUGCUGCUGUUAACCCUGGAAGGUUUUACUGUCAGAUGACCAGUAUGAAAACAGAUCUUUUGGAAAUGUCAAAGAAGCUGGCUGCAGCUAAUGAGUGCCGAUCCAAAGAACACAAUCAGACGACCCCAGAAAACCUGGGUUUACUGUGCUCAGUCAAAAGCAAAGAUGGGAAAUGGUGCAGAGGCUUUGUGCAGUUUCUCCCAGUCAAUUCUCAACUUCGAGUUUUGUUUAUUGACUACGGGUUCUUUGAAUCUGUCAAAGUUGAGAAUGUCCACAGCCUACCACCUGAAUUACUUUCAAUACCCAUCAUGGCGUUCCCAUGCUCAUUGGCCUCCCUCAGCAAUCAAGAACAGGUGGUCAAAACUCAGCAGUUGAGUUUCCUCAAAGCAGGCUUGCUUGGAAAAGUCUUAGAUGUGGAGAUCAAAAGUUUUGACCAAGAACAGCACAUGUAUUCUAUCUCAGUAAUUGGUGCUGAAGAUAAUCAUGUGAAGGAACCAGAGCCCAUGCAAGCGCAUCCUAGAAUGAAGAUUGAGUCAGUUUUUGAUACAGCAGAAUUGUCACCUGAAGGUGGCUAUUUAUACAAUGAAACAAUCAUGGGUGAAGCAUUGGGUAAAACACUAGAUGCAGAAGAGGUGCAUGUUGGCUCUGUCUUUGUGGGCUAUGUUGAGCAUGUCCAGAAUCCAAACCGCUUCUGGAUGAGAACUCAAAAACGCAAUGAUGAGUUUGAAGAAAUGAUGAAGAAAUUGGCAGAUUACUACAAUCAAGUGAAGCUGGAAGAAGAUGUGCUGGUGAAACCAGAGCUGGGGACACUGUGCUGUGCAGUUUAUGAGAAAGACAUGCAUUUCUACAGGGGUAUUGUGACAGACACUCUCAAGCAUGGAGCUGAAGUCCUUUUUAUGGAUUUUGGAAACAUUGAGAAAGUGCCACAUAUGUUGAUCAAGAAGAUACCAGAGACAUUUGCAAGUAAAUCAGCAUUUGCCUUCUGCUGUACUCUUGUAAAUGUUGUUCCUCUGGAUGAAGUCUGGACCAGCGCCAACGCUGACUUUUUCAGACAAGCUGUGUCAAACAAAGCCCUGCUAGUCCAUGUUGUCCAAAAGAGAAAAAACACAUUUGUUGUUGAUCUUUAUGAGAUGGGAAGUGACACCAAUCAAAGUAUCACUGAGCUCCUGAUCUCUUGCAAAAAAGCUGAAUACUGGAACAACAUUGCCAUAAAGCCUGUGGUGCAGAACAACAUAGAUUUGACAGAAGAAACAACACGCCCAAGAUGUAUGGUGACUUCAGACAUCAGUGGAGAUGCAGAGCAAAUGAAGGAUUGGGAGGAGGAAGAGAAAACAUGCAAAAAUCAAACUGAAAAGGCCCAAGCCUCUGCAUGCUUUAAAGCCUUAAGAAUCAAGCCAGGGUGUAAUUUUGCUGUGCAUUGCUCUCACAUCAGGUCUCCUUUAGAUUUCUGGUGCCAGCCUCUAGAUACGCUUCCAGCUUUGGAGGAACUGAUGGAUGAAGUAAAUCAAUAUUACUCAACUCACACAGUUCCCCUCCAAUCAGGGGAUCAAUGUUGUGUCACAAAGUCACCUAUAGAUGGAAGAUGGUACAGGGCCUUCAUCAUAGAGAAGCAGAAAGGUUAUGCCAGAGUGAUGAUGGUUGACUAUGGCUUUACCUGCCAAAUCAGUGAGCUCAACAUUCAGGCAAUAAUGCCAGAAUUUGUUCAUUUGGAAGGACAAGGUUUCAGGUGCAGCCUUCCCAACCUGAUUAAACCUGCUGACCCCGAGCACAGUGGGUAUUGGAGUCCGAUGACUUGUAAGUGGCUAAAAGAUUUUGUCCUUGACAGUCCCAGUGGUCUAAGAUGUAAAGUUGUCUUUCAGUUCAAUGUAAAACACACAGGGCUGUGCAAUGCUGUGGAACUUUACAACACCCAAACCCAACUGAGCCUAACAGAUUUGCUCUCAGAACACGGCCUGACAAGUGAGGGGACUAUCUUGACAAAACAACAGUUAACAGUGUUUCCAGAAUCUUUUGUCUACUCUUCAUUUAAUCUAAGUCCUGGAAAUGAAGAACAAGUCUACAUCACUCAUGUAAGCAGUCAAUGGGAGGUCUACUGCCACCUUGAGAGAAAUGUUGAAAGCAUUCAAGACCUUGAAAGGAAAAUCUCAGAUGAGGGUGAGAAGAUGAUGCAAGCCAGUACGAGAGCAGUUUUGAGGAAGCUGUGCCUGGCAAAAUACUUUGAUGGUCAAUGGUACAGGGGCGUGGUACAUCAUGUUCAGUCACCUCUGCAUCUUAGUGUGUUAUUUGUGGAUUAUGGAAACACCAACAUAUCUGAGAAAACCCAUGUCAUGUUUAUCCACGAAGACUCUGAUUUGUUGUCCACACCCAUGCAAGCACUGAAAUUUUGCCUUGCUUCGGUGUCCAAAGAAGAGCUCUAUGCAGAUGUCAAAGAAUGGCUUGAUGGUGCAAUACUCAACAAGCAAGUGAGAGCUGUCAUAGUUGGAGAGAAUGAAGAUGGUUCAUUUGAUGUUGAACUAUUUGAUGGAGAUGUCAACAUCAAUGAGAAGGUAAAGGAGCUCAUUCUCAGUGUUUCACCAAAACCAAAGACAAAAAAUAAAACUCUCCACACAAAGAGCUCAAUUAAGUGCAAGAGUCGACCCAAAGGGAAGUCUUCAAAUUCCCCCACAUUGAAAACCAGAUGCACUCAAGUUAGAUUUGCUCCUCACAAAAAGAAAGAGAAAACAAAAAACUAUGUUCAUGGGAAAGCUGAGAAGAACACAAAAGUAAAUCAACAAAAAGAGUACCAUGAUACAAACACAAAGUCCGAACAAUCACAAAAAACAGACACGGAAAGCCCUCAGCUCUCGUGUUUGCCAGACAUAAAAGUGAGCGCAGGUUUUAAGGCAAAGUGUUAUGUCUCCUACUUUGACUCGGUCAACAGUUUUUUCCUUCAACUGUCGGAGGAUGAACCUGCCAUCUUGCAAAUGGCCGAAGAGCUCAACACAAGUGUCUUAAGAGAUUCCUUGAAGACCACAACUGUUUUGAGAAUCAGUGACCUUGUUCUGGCUGAGUAUGAAGAAGACGGCGCUCUGUAUCGUUCUGCUGUGAAGGACUGUGGAGGAAGUUCCAGUUACGAAGUUGAGUUUGUGGACUAUGGAAACUCUGCAGUCAUCGGGAAGGAGAAGAUCUACUCCAUACCGAAGGAGUUUCUCUCUCAGCCAAGAUUCGGCAUAUCAUGCUCCCUGUUGGACACAAGCACAUAUGAGAAUGAUGCUUCUUUCGUUGAUGCUGUAAUGGAGAAGCCUCUCAUGGUUGAUUUUGUCCGUCACAAUGAAGUUCAAUGGGAAGUCAAGGUUGAGCUUUUUGAAGAAGCCACACUUGAAGCAGCUGUUGAAAAUAGCACUGAAACCAAAAAAGAAGAGAAAUCAGGUUCAUCUGAUAUAAAAGAGAAAGUGAGAUCCUGUGAGCAAGUGAGCAAGAUUGAAAGAACUACCGUUGAUGGUGAAAACACCGAAAGAACUCUUGAUGACGAAAACUUCCUGCUGGAACCGACACCGGCCACACUGUCGAAUAAACUAGAAGAACAUAGAAAAUCACCCACCAGAAACGAUAUAACAAAAAAUGAUAGUGUAGAUGCAAUCAUACACCCGACUAUUCAAGCUAAAGACACGGAGAAUGGGACAGUUCUGUCGGUCCUGCGUAACAGUCAUUUUUACGCCAGACUAAAUAAGGCCGGUGAACUGCUUGCUGCAUUGGAAAGUUCUAUAGAUGACAACCUACACAAGUGCCAGAUCGUGCCUGAAGAGAAUAUCACACAAGGCUAUAAGUGCUUAGUUCAGGUAGACAAGGACAAACGGUGGCACAGGGCUGUUGUUCAAAAUGUAGGCCAGGGAAAAUGCCAGGUCCUGCUCGUGGAUCAAGGAAUAACAGAAGAAAUCCCAAGUGGAUCAAUCCGACGACAGUGUUGCAAGUUGACAAAAAUCCCAGACCUUGCAGUUUUGUGCAAGGUAAACUGCCUUGGGCUCAGUGAAGGAGAUGGUGCUCACCAACUGUGGUGUGAAACUCUUAAACCACUGAUCGGCAAAGAAGUCGAGCUGGUGUUUGUGUGUUAUUCACAAGAUGAUAAACUGUGGAAUGUUGAAAUAAUCGUGAAUGGACAGUUCCUUGUUCGGCAACACACAACCACACUGCAGCAGGAUGAAGAGGUGCUAGUGUUACCCGCUGAAACUAAAGUAGGAGGAGGAUCCUACUUGGACAGAAGUGCUACUCAGCAGCUUGUCUUUGCUCCUAUUGAUAUAGACAAAGCAUAUUCUGGCUUUGCUGCUGCAGUGACAACUCCCUUUGAGUUUACGGUCGUUCUGGAGGACAGGCUUCUUGUCAUGAACAACGUGUCCAUCAUGCUGGAUGCCCUCCCUGAGCAGAUGUCUCCUGUUCCUGAAGCCCACCUCGUCCCUGGCACCUGCUGCCUGUUGAAAUCGGUCACCAAGAACAAGUGGUGCAGGGCUGAAAUUGUGCACGUCGACACCACAGCAGUCCUCAACCUGGUGGAUUACGGCCACUGCGAAUGCAUCUCGUACGAAGACUGCUCCAAGCUGAAGAGGCUUCCUGAGGACAUCGCAAACCUUCCGAAAGUGACGUACCCCUGCGUCCUGAGAGGGGUCGGAGUGGACGGACAGUGGACGGACGAAGCAGCCGUCUUCUUCCAGCAGUGUUUGUACCAGAAGAUCCUCCAGAUCGUCUUCAGAGAGUUUGUGUCAAACACACACUGGAAGGUGGACAUUCUGGUAGAUGGCGUCCAUGUUGCCAAGGAGCUGGUGGAUGCUGGACACGCCAAUUAUAUGGACGUCAUGCUAGGACUGAGGUUCCAGGAACAGAGCUCGGAUAAAGCGGCUCCUCACAGCCCCGACAGUGAUGAAGAGUGUGGACAGGAAGAUGAUGAAGAUGGGAAGUCCGAUCUCUCGGUGGACUCGUCUGAUGAAGAGGAGGGGAAGGUGCCCCUCAGCGUUGUGUCUGAAUCUAAGCGAUGUUUCUUGAUGUGAAGCCGUCUGAUUGGAUCAGCGCUUCCUAAUCCCUGGAUAUGAUUCUGCUUGUUGGAUGUUUUGGUUAUAAGCUGAGAUUUGGCAUUUAAAAAUGACAUAAUUUACCUUACAAUGUUACUAUGUAAAUGUUCUUGUACUGGUUAAAGGUGAAAAAGAUUUAAGUUUUGUUGAAUUGAAGCUUUCAGACAGCAGCAUAAUGUUCCUUAAAAGCACAAGAAAUUGGAGUGAGUGACGUUUUGUUUUUAUUAUUAAGAUUUAAAUUGGGUUUUCUCCUCAUUCAGGGUUUUUGUUUAUCAAUGUUGACAGAUGUUAAGGUCGUUUUUUUCGUUUUAUGUUAAUAAAAAAAAAAAA